ACAUAUUUGUCUUCCCCUCAAAGAUAACGCAGGUCUGUGAGAGCUACAGGAGCGGCUGUGGUUUUUCACAGUUGAAGUUUUUUAAUUUUGGCUUCGUCGUCUUGUUAACGCGAUAGACCUAGUUCAACUUUCACUAUCACAUUUAGGAAAUCUUAUCGUAUUUCAAACAGUCGAUCACGAGGAACUAUAUGUUGUUUCUGCCGGGACGUGUCACCUUGAAUACUGCCUCACUGGAAUGGUUGAACAUUGCCCGCUACCGACGCUAAACCGACCAACCGUUACCACUAACCUACCGUUGAAGUGUUGUACUCUAUAGUAGACACUGGAGAUGGAAUAAUCCGAACGAAUAUCGAUGUCGUAUGAUAUUCUAAAGGGUGAUUUUCUCUUUUUAACCGAAUUUUAAAAUGGGAGUUGUACUACGGAACCUCCAGAAGGUGGUGCCUCUUCGCCGCGCCAGGCUGCGCAGGGACGUGGACACGCUGAGGCACAUACUGGGAAUCCAGAAAUUCGACCUGGGCAUCAUCUGCGUGGAUAACCUCAGGAUGCAGCAGAUUAAUAACACGUACAGGAAGAAAAACAUGGCAACGGACGUGCUGUCAUUCCCGUUUUAUGAGGUAAACAUGGCCGGUGAAGCUAUGAAUGGACCAACACCUGCUCCAAGGCAGGCUGAAUGGGUUCCCUCUGUCUGCUCUCAUUUCACUGUUUUAAUAAUGGUAAUCAAAGGUGUGUUUUUGUUUUCCAGGACCUUAGACCCGGUAAACUGCCCUGCCCUCUUCACAGAGACGAGCUGAACCUUGGAGACGUUUUCUUAGGGGUGGAGUUUGUGAUGAAGCAGUGUCAGGAAGACUCCAUAGACCUGCAUGGAGCCCUCACUGUGAGUCAAACCUGCACCGUGUUUCAUUUGCUAACACCAAAUUAAGUUGUUACACUUCAAAUAAAUACAUAUGUCCCAAAUUACCCCCAUAAAUCUGAAACAUAUGAUCUGCGGAAAUAUAGUUACAUUUCUUGAUGUGUAUCACUAGGAGACACUCAAACAUAAACCAGAAAAAAAUAUUUAAUAUUAACUUACAUUAUGAUUACUUUGUCCAUGGUACCUUCAAUAAAAUAGUCUUUUAACUCUAUUGAAAAAAUUACCACCCUGGACUAUUGUCUGACUUUUUUAAAAAACUAAUUCUUUUUACCUUCAUCUCUUUAUUUUUUACUUAUUUUAUCUCUUUAUUUUUACUUAUUUUAUCUAUUUAUCUCUUUAUUUUUACUUAUUUUAUCUCUGUAUUUCUUUAUUUUUAAUUUAUUUUGCCUAUUUAUCUCUUUAUUUUAAAUUUAUUUGACCUAUUUAUCUCUAUUUUUAGGUAUUUUAUCAAUUUAUAUCUUAAUUUUUACUAAUUUUAUCUCUGUAUUUCUUUAUUUUUAUUUCUUUUAUCUAUUUCCUUUUUUUUUUACUUAUUUUAUCUAUUUAUCUCUUUAUUUUUACUUAUUUUAUCUCUGUAUUUAUUUUAAAUUUAUUUUGCCUAUUUAUCUCUUUAUUUUUUAAUUUAUUUUACCUAUUUAUUUCUUUAGUUUUACUUAUUUUAUCUAUUUAUUACUUAUUUUACUUAUUUUGCACUGGACUUACUUUGACAAAUUUCCCCUGGGGAUUAUAAAAGUAUUUCUGAUUCUGAUUCUUUCUGUCACUAAAUCACUACUUAAUACGUUUAUUGUCCAGUACUCAGCUUACCUUUAACCUUGUUUUCUCAGUUUACCUGUGUAAACUGUUAUUGUCUCAAACAAGUCAUAAAUACAGAAGUUAUGGCGCCUGUGUUUGAAGGAUUAUUUAAACUAACUGUUCUUCCCUUUCCUUGUUUCAGGUCGUCACUGCUCACGGCAUCUGUCACCUGCUGGGCUACAGACAUGAGACAGAAGAAGAGUGGACUGAGGUUGGUACACGCAGAAGACUGCCACUGAGCACACCCAAUUUUAGAGUUGACUUCUUUUUUCUCACCUCUUUAAAUCAGACCAGAUAGUUUUUCACAUUUGUCCCUCUGCCACCAUUCUAGCUGGAAUCUUUCAGUAAUAUAAAAGUUGAUGACGAGCAUUUUGACUCAACAAAUCAGAAAAAGAGAAUUCCUCGUGGGGUCCGUCUUCACUGUUUUCUUGUUUUUCCAGAUGCUGCAGAGAGAAAGCUACAUUCUCAGCGAGUACAACAGACUCACAGGGAGACACCUGGAGCCCCUGACCAAGAGAUGCACCCAGGACAGGUGACAGUGACGGUUACCUGCUCGGUGUUUUACAUGGUGCUUGAUUUUUAUGUUCCUGUGAGCAGCUGGAACUCUCUUCACUCUACACACUCGGCCUCAUUCACAAACAAAUGAAGAACACUGGACACAGCCUCCACAGCUCCCCCUUCUGCUGAUUCAGGGACUCUGCUCAUGUGCUGCUGUUUGGUUUUAGAUUUCUUUUUUUUUUUAACACCGAUGUGAAUGUUUUUUGUUUUUCAUCAAACUAAAAAGUCAGUGCAAUUUGUUGUGAUUUAUUAAAGUCUGCUUCAAGAAAA
This is a messenger RNA of Xyrichtys novacula (pearly razorfish), 2530 nucleotides long. Lineage: Eukaryota; Metazoa; Chordata; Actinopteri; Labriformes; Labridae. The record is from the annotation of a GenBank genome assembly.